AUGCGUUUUCUUAACGCCUCCAUCUUGUUUUCCAUUUUAAUUGUGACAUAUACAUUUUGUGCUAUAGAAAAUGAUCCAAUCUUUUGUAAGAAAACUCACAGAGGAAUUCUGAAGUACCAUAAGAAGAAGGACGAACAAGAGUACAUUACUGUAUCUUCAGUUUUGAAAAAUGACACUCUCGACUUCUACAGGGGUUCCACAAUUUACGAUACUGUAGACCUACGGGAAGUUCUAACUCCUUUGUUAAUUUUUUCAACAAGUCCCGAGUGUAUGACUAUUAAUAUGGUUAACAAAGAUUCCAUAGUUCUAUGCUGCAAUUCAGAAGAGUGCAUAAAUAACUGGUGGCUAUUUUUGACAAAGCAAAUACUCUGCCUUAACAUGGGCGAGAUGAGGAACGAAAACGACGAAAAGACAUUGGAAAAUGUUCAACAUAACAUUAUAAACAAUGACAAUUUCGACGGCGUUUCCAUUAACAUAGAACAGGACCUUGAGGAUAUCCCAAAUGUUCGCAUAAAAGCGGAGUCAUGA
This is a messenger RNA of Plasmodium gonderi, 528 nucleotides long. RefSeq lists its product as hypothetical. NCBI's taxonomy places the organism in Eukaryota, Apicomplexa, Aconoidasida, Haemosporida, Plasmodiidae. Bases 1 to 528 code for a protein of 175 amino acids. The transcript is spliced from 8 exons. The record is from RefSeq and is a predicted model, not a curated record.